Molecule: messenger RNA, 3466 nt
Organism: Purpureocillium takamizusanense
Lineage: Eukaryota; Fungi; Ascomycota; Sordariomycetes; Hypocreales; Ophiocordycipitaceae
Gene: YME1
Product: i-AAA protease yme1
Exons: 4
Coding region: 488-2962 (824 amino acids)
Biological process (GO): mitochondrion organization; protein quality control for misfolded or incompletely synthesized proteins
Cellular component (GO): mitochondrial inner membrane
Molecular function (GO): ATP hydrolysis activity; ATP-dependent peptidase activity; metalloendopeptidase activity
Source: RefSeq, a predicted model, not a curated record
CGGUCAGGUGACCUGCGGUGCUGGCCUGCUGGCCUGAGGCUACAGAGAGCCUCCCCCAAGUCGGAGUUCGAAAACCAACGCAUGACGAUGUCGGGCGCUGUUGAGACACGGUUGAGUGAGUGGCAAGUCCCGAACACCCAUCACCGCACGCACGCCUCUUCAUCACGCUUGCUCUAGUCGGCGUCGCCCUCGCAUCGCGCCGACACCAUGCGAACGGCGAGGUAGACGCUCUUGAGACGAUCCUUUUCCCCCGCCGCCGCCAACCUCGUCCGGAGACGUUCCCUGCCGCGCGCGACCCUUUCAGACCUCGCGGCCCCUCGAUCGAGCCGCCACCACACCGGGCCGCACAGGGACCACAAACGUCAUCGUCACCUGACCGACCGGUGCCUCUCUUUUUAACCCCUGCCCUUUCGACUGCGACUCUCCACCUAGUGUGCAUCUCCUGGGGCGCCGGAACUGAGUCGUCGGGUAACCUGACGAAGCCGUGAUGGCUUUCCAAGGAGCGCUGCUGCCGAACAUGGCGGCCGCCGCUGCGGACGCCUGGCCCUCGGUCGCAGGCACCCUCGCUGCCCCAUGGAGAAGCGCUGCCCUGUCGUCCCGGCACGCGGACCGAGCUGCGUCGGCGAGACACCAGGCCGUUGAGCAGCCGCCGAAGCAGGCGACAAGUACCCUUCCCGACUUUCUUCAAGAUCCUAGUAUACGAUCGCAACUCCUACCGAAAGUAUCCGGCACCGUAACCUCCACGAGCGCCCAACAUGCCGUGCUGAACUUGACCCGCGUCGGCCUACAGGCAGCGAACCCGAUAUUGCGACGCCCUCUCUUCCAGCCCCAGAUGUCUGCCACGUCUGCACUUGUACGCCCGUUUAUGCGCUCUGGCUUCAGCACAAUGGUUACGGCACGGAACAUGUCCUCCUCUCGCCUUGGUUUGAACCUGCGGGCUACUGGCAUGCCACAUCGGGGAUUUGGUACCUCGAGCGGCAUCUCGCGCAACCAGCUGGCAACGGUGGAGGAGUCGGCAAACAGGAAUCCCGGCAAUGCGAAUGUGCAGAACGCAUUCUACCAGUUGCUCCUCCGAGCCAACAUGCCCGGCAUCUUGGUCGAACGCUAUCAGUCCGGACGUUUCGCGACCAACGCUGCGACCGAGGAGGCGUAUAAGAAGGCUAUAGCGGCCCUCAACGCCGGUACCAACGCAACGGCAGGCUCGGUCGGCACAGCUUCGUAUGCUAGGGGUCCAUGGUCCGGCCAAGACCAGGUCUUCGCUGGCUCUGCAGCCGGUGGAAGCGGCGCGGCCAACUCCAUGGGUGCCAAGGGAGAGCCCAUCCAUGUCGUUGUUCAGGAAUCCACCCGUUCGCUCAUCUUUCGCUGGGUCAAGUUCUUCGCCACGUUUGUCGUCGUCACGUAUCUCUGCUUCGCGGCCGUCACCAUUCUGAUCGAAACACUGAGCUCUUUCCGCCGAGGCCCCGGGGCCAAGAACGAGUCCGAAGUCAAGGCUGAAAAGCAGACAACCCGGUUUAGUGAUGUCCACGGUUGCGACGAGGCGAAGGACGAACUCCAGGAGGUGGUCGAGUUCCUCCGCAACCCCGAGAAGUUCUCUGACCUGGGGGCCAAGCUGCCCAAGGGCGUUCUACUCGUGGGUCCUCCCGGAACGGGCAAGACGCUGCUUGCCCGAGCCGUCGCCGGUGAGGCCGGCGUGCCCUUCUUCUACAUGUCCGGAAGCGAGUUUGACGAAAUCUUUGUCGGAGUUGGCGCCAAGCGUGUUCGGGAGCUGUUUGCCGCCGCCAAAGCCAAGUCACCUGCCAUCAUCUUCAUCGACGAACUGGAUGCCAUCGGUGGCAAGCGAAACCCUCGGGACCAAGCCCACGCCAAGCAGACGCUCAACCAGCUGCUCACCGAGCUGGAUGGCUUCGACCAGGACACCAAAAUCAUCAUCAUGGGCGCGACUAACCUUCCCAAGCUUCUCGAUAAGGCGCUCACGCGCCCUGGCCGCUUCGACCGGCACAUCAACGUCGACCUGCCGGACGUGCGGGGUCGCCUUGCAAUCCUGAAACAUCACGCGAAGAAGAUCAAGUGUGCGCCGGAUGUCGACCUUGAGGCGGUCGCUGCCCGGUCACCGGGCCGCUCCGGUGCCGAGCUGGAGAAUAUGCUCAACCUGGCUGCUCUUCGAGCGUCUCGUGCUAGGGCGACGAUGGUCUCCAAGCAGGACAUGGAGUGGGCAUAUGAUCGCGUCACCAUGGGCGCCGAGAGGAAAUCGAUGGUGGUGACGGAGAAGGAGAAGGAGAUGACGGCAUAUCACGAGGCUGGCCACGCGCUGGUGCAGCUUUUCGACAAGGAUAGUUCCAGCCGGCUCUACAAGGUCACGAUUCUUCCCAAGGGCCCUACCUUGGGCCACACGGCGCAAGUCCCUCAGAUGGACAAGUACUCACACACUGCUGCCGAGUACAUGGCCAACAUCCGCGUGCUGCUCGGUGGCAAGAUGGCCGAGGAGAUGCGCUACGGCGACGACAAGGUGACGUCGGGCGUGUCGAGUGACCUAGAACGGGCGACGGACCUCAGCUUCAUGAUGGUGACGCUUUUCGGCAUGUCCGACGUGCUGGGCCCUGUCGAAUAUGGCCGCCGUUAUGAGAACCUCAGCUCCGAGACGAGGAGUGUGAUCGAGGGCGAAGUCCAAAAGGCGAUGAAGAAGUCGUACGAGGACGUUAGGAAGUUGCUGACGGAGAAGCGCAAGGAGCUGGACCUGCUGGCCAAGGCGCUCAUCGAGUACGAGACUCUGGACAAGGCCGAGGUCGAGAUGGUGAUUCGCGGGGAGAAGCUGCCUGGACGCACCAUUGUGCCCAAGGGACCGCUGGUCCUGCCGAUUCCGGACGACACGCCCCAACCGCCCGGGCUGAACGGAGUGCCUCACCCGCACCCGCCGGAGUCGCCUGCGCCUCCCGCUCCUGCCAAGUCGUCGGGCGCGGACUGAGGACUCGAGAGCGGCGAGGCUGGGUGCAGUUGAUUCGCGUGUUGUCUGGGUAGGUGGGUGGGUGGCAGCCCCAUUUCUCGGGCCUCUUCGACUCGACGAGUCGUAGUGGAGGACAGAGGUUCGAUUGGCUACGGCUGGUCUGCUGCUUGCAGACGAGUUGCUGCAUCAUGAUAGCCCCCCCGCCCGGAGCAAAGCAGAGGUGGGGACAAGCGAGUGCCUGCGGGAGGAGUGGUGUAAGUUGCUGGACCACGAUUAUGCGGACAGCGUUUGGUCGGCGCCAACAGUCAUCCACGUGUAUAACUGUCAGUCAUCUGUGUGACAUAAGCUCGCAUCGCAAUGCAUUAUUCCAUUGAGUCACGCUCAAAUCAUCUCAUCGGCCAUGCGGAGUUGCGACGUGAAUGCCAAAGGAACUUGUCUGUGUGUCUUGGCAAGGGCCAGGCCACCCAGCUGUCUGAGUAGUCAAGUACGUAUUAUCUUAUAUUCGUAUGAAGCACGUAGCUCGGA